Molecule: messenger RNA, 1761 nt
Organism: Candidula unifasciata
Lineage: Eukaryota; Metazoa; Mollusca; Gastropoda; Stylommatophora; Geomitridae
Source: the annotation of a GenBank genome assembly
AUGGAUUACUACCAUGAUUCCGAUCCUCUAAUAUCCUCCGCAAUUUAUCCCGGGGUCAUGGAUUUCGACCCUUACUCACGGCCGAAGAUUUUGGAUGACCCGAUUGAUAUUCCAAUGAAUAUGCACAGCCCUGACUCAAUUGAGACGUAUAAUGAGUCAGAAAUGGAACUGACUUUCCAUGACACCGGUUCUGUUUCAUCUGUGGCGUCAGUCACCGAUGAGGUGAGUGACUCAGUCGCCAGCACACCUCAGAAAGAAGAUGACGCAGACAUUGAGGCUGACAGAAGACUUGUCAAUGAAAGAUUUGCGCCCUUUGACAUGUUUCCGGUAGAUAACUCGUGGACAAUAGAAGAGAGAAUAGAAAAACUGUUACAGAUGAGUCCUUGCAGACUGUACACCAAAGAAGAUCUGCUGAACAUUGAUUCAAUAGAAAGUCCAGAAAAGAAAGUGGACAUGUUGAUUGAGAUUGUCUCCAAAGUUCACGUCAAUCAUAGAUGGAACUAUGUCCAGCCUCACGAACUCCACAGGGGUUACACGGUGGUUGCCAACUGUAAAAAGGAGAAGAAGAAAGACUCUGACGGCCAUUCUUGCCCCAAAAGACCAAUGAAUGCCUUUAUGAUCUGGUCCAUGAAGUGUCGGGCUCUGAUCGCACAAAUAACUCCACAGUUGCAUAACGCUAUUAUCAGCACAAAGCUUGGUGCCGCCUGGAGGAGGUUUGACGACCAGGAGAAAGCCAUCUACGAGCGCGAGAAAGACACUCUGGGAACCUUCCACAAGUUCGAGUUCCCUGACUAUAAAUACAAGCCCAAGAAGAAAGCUAAGAGGACAGAAGAGAAACCCGUUUCUGAACCUAAGCAGCCCAAGUGCCUGAAAAGAAAGAGAAAUGAAAACAAUAACAACCAGCCACUACCACUUCGAGGUAUCAACAUCGCCGACGCCCGCCAGAACUUAGACCCGUUGCUAAAAGAAAGACUUAUAGUAAAAAUGCAGGUGAAAAUUGACCCGGUUCUGAAAAAAGGGAUCGGGAAAAGGGUCACCGCCAUAGACUUGGCAGACCUGACAGCUCUCCAUCAACGCGAACUGGCCAAACAUUCUCUUGUGAACACACAACGGUUCCAGAACACACCGUCAACUGUUCAGCUGAUAAUUGACAGUAAACCUACUUCUGUGUUUGACACUCCAGAGAAUUCUCCAAAUAAGCCGAUUACUCCAGGCACACCAACUGAUCAGUCACUCGGUCACGACCGUGAUGGUCUUAUCCGAAGCGACCGCUGUUUCGAAUUCGAUAAUUCAUCCUUGUUAUACCCACUUGAAGCAGACAACGCUAGUCACGGCGAAGGAAUUCCGGAAACCCGGGUUAAGAUUGAAUCCGCUUUGCCGAUUAAGGAGUCAGAACCGACUCUUCAAUGGAAUUUGAUCAAAAUUGAACCUGAUUUGCAAUCAAAUAUCAAAUCCGAGCCAAUAUGGAACUUCAACUUAAGCAUCAAAACCGAACCGUUAGAGUAUGCCAGUCUGUAUUCCACACAUGGUUUCAUCAAGUCGGAACCCGAACAGAUAUGCCCCUCUGUUCUUGUGGAGGGCAGCAUGCCAAUCCUGUCGGCAGAUGUUGUUGAUUCGGUCCUGGACAGUGACUGCACGUCCAGUUUUAACAACGAAGAACUUCUCGAUGACUUCAUGAAAUAUCUUGACAGCGACAUCGGGUUCUCUGCUGACCUUUUACCCUGUGUAACAACGCUCCCUGAAGGGCCAGCUACCGUUUAA